This is a messenger RNA of Melospiza georgiana, 687 nucleotides long. RefSeq names its product olfactory receptor 14J1-like. Bases 1 to 687 code for a protein of 228 amino acids. Gene Ontology annotation, biological process: G protein-coupled receptor signaling pathway. Gene Ontology annotation, cellular component: membrane. The transcript has a single exon. Gene Ontology annotation, molecular function: olfactory receptor activity; G protein-coupled receptor activity. Lineage: Eukaryota; Metazoa; Chordata; Aves; Passeriformes; Passerellidae. The record is from RefSeq and is a predicted model, not a curated record.
AUGCACAAUUCCCUCUGGGACACCAGGACUAUUUCCUACACUGGAUGUGCUGCACAGCUAUUUUUCUUUCUCUUCUUCAUUUCAGCAGAGUAUUUUCUCUUGACUGUCAUGUGCUACGACCGCUAUGUGUCCAUCUGCAAACCGCUGCACUACGGGACCCUCCUGGGCAGCAGAGCUUGUGCCCACAUGGCAGCAGCUGCAUGGGUCAGUGGCUUUCUAAAUGCUCUCAUACACACAGCCAGUACAUUUUCCCUGCCCCUGUGCCAUGGCAAAGCCCUGGGCCAGUUCUUCAGUGAAAUUCCACACAUCCUCAAGCUCUCCUGCACAAAAACCUUCCUCAGGAAACUUGGAGUUUCUGUUUUCACCACCUUCUUAGCAUUUGGUUGUUUUGUAUUCAUUGUUUUCUCUUAUGUGCAGAUCUUCAGGGCUGUGCUGAGGAUCCCCUCUGAGCAGGGACGGCACAAAGCCUUUUCCACCUGCCUCCCCCACCUCACCGUGAUCUCCCUGUUUGUCAGCACCUCAUUUUUUGCCUACCUGAAGCCCCCCUCCAUGUCCUCCCCAUCCCUGGAUCUGGCAGUGUCAGUUCUGUACUCGGUGGUGCCUCCAGCCCUGAACCCCCUCAUUUACAGCCUGAGGAACCAGAAGCUCAAGGAUACCCUGAGGAAAAUGAUGACUAGCUGCUUUUGA